Molecule: messenger RNA, 1062 nt
Organism: Panonychus citri (citrus red mite)
Lineage: Eukaryota; Metazoa; Arthropoda; Arachnida; Trombidiformes; Tetranychidae
Product: rhythmically expressed gene 2 protein-like
Exons: 1
Coding region: 216-980 (254 amino acids)
Source: RefSeq, a predicted model, not a curated record
AUCGUUAAUUAUGUGAAAUAAUAGUUGAUUUAAUUUAAUUGACGUGAUUAUUUCUAUUGUCUAUUGUGUCUAAUUGUUAAUUGUAAAAGAAUUUUUCAUUUUCUCUUGUUUUCUCUCUUGUUAUUUAUUGUGAUCGUUAAUUUUUUUUUCUUCGCAAACGAAAACCUGAAUUUCUUUUGUAUUUCUUUUUGGUUGGUUUUGUGAAACAAAAAGAAAUGCAAUCACUACGAUUAAUUACUUUUGAUGUUACAAAUACUCUGGUAAAGGUGAAAUGUUCAAUUGGUUAUGAAUAUUGUAAAAUUGCAGAGCUUUACGGAAUUAAAUGUUCUUCUGAUGAUAUGAUUAACCGGAUGAAUGCCAACUUCAAAUUAUCUUUGAAGAAAAUUAAAAAAGAGUCACCAGCUUAUGGAGCCGUUGAAGGAAUAACUUGUUACCAAUGGUGGUAUCGAGUUAUGUAUCAAACCUUUAUCUCCAGUGGUGUUGAUAUUUCCUCCUCGGAGACUGAGAAUAAAUUUAAACAAACCACCGCUCAUUUGUAUAAAUAUUUUUCCACCAGUGAACCUUAUCAAUUGGUUGAUGGAGCUGAGCAAACAUUACGAACAAUUAAAGGCCUAAGAAAAUCGGAUGACUGUCCAAUCGGUGUUCUCUCUAAUUCAGAUGAAAGAUUACCCCUGAUUUUAGGUGAACUUGGAGUAGCACAUUUUUUUGAUUUUAUUCUUUUACCGCAAAUUACUAAAAUCGAAAAACCCGAUGCUAAGGCCUUCCAAGCAGCUCAAGAAAAAGGUGAUAAAGUUGAUCCAUCACAAGCUCUUCAUAUUGGUGAUGAUCUGAUGAAAGAUUAUCAUGGUGCUAAAAAUUGUGGAUGGAAUGCAAUUUUUGUUGAUUUAAAUAAUACUCGCGAUGCCUCUGUUGAUCCAGAUGAUAGAAUACCAACAAUUAAAGAAUUGAUUAAUCAUAAAAUUGUGAAUAGAAUCAAUUGAUUACCGAUAAUCACGUAUCAAUGUUACUAUUCGUUUUCAUUGGAAUUAUGAAUGAAUAAUAAAAGGGAAAACAAAAAAUGGA